Megalobrama amblycephala (Wuchang bream) is the source of this 997-nucleotide messenger RNA. RefSeq names its product 60S ribosomal protein L7-like 1. Gene Ontology annotation, biological process: maturation of LSU-rRNA from tricistronic rRNA transcript (SSU-rRNA, 5.8S rRNA, LSU-rRNA). Lineage: Eukaryota; Metazoa; Chordata; Actinopteri; Cypriniformes; Xenocyprididae. The transcript has 6 exons. The coding region runs from base 129 to 872 and encodes 247 amino acids. The record is from RefSeq and is a predicted model, not a curated record. Gene Ontology annotation, molecular function: RNA binding; structural constituent of ribosome. Gene Ontology annotation, cellular component: cytosolic large ribosomal subunit.
GAGAAACUGAUCCUAGUGAGUGAAAUGUGUAAUAGUCACUCCAAAGGGAAAGGCGGCAGUAUUGCAAAAAGUACCGGCGAACAUAAAACGUCAUCGGCGUGCGACAGGAAACUGUCACAGAAAACACGAUGGCAGAAUCUAGAACUGAGAAAGUAAUUAAGCUUGUACCUGAGAAUCUUCUCAAGAAACGGAAGGCGUACCAGGCUAUCAAAGCAACUCAAGCCAAACUUGCGUUACAACAGAAAAGAAAAGUCCAAAAAGGAGGUCCUCUUAAGUUCAAGCGCUUGGAGGAUUUUUUGAAAAACAGUAGGAGGAAGCAUCGAGAUGAGACACGACUCAACAGACUCAAACAAAGACCUCCGCCGCCCAUGCCGCCAGCGAAGCACGGUCUCGUGUUUGCUGUCCGCAUCAAAGAGAUCAAAGGUGUAAGCCCCAAAGUGAUGAAGGUCAUUCAGAUGCUGAGGUUGAGAAAGAUCUUCAGUGGCACCUUUGUGAAAGUCAACAAGACUUCUAUACAAAUGCUUAAGACUGUAGAACCUUACGUUGCUUGGGGGUAUCCCAACUUGAAAUCUGUCCGUGAGCUCAUAUUAAAAAGAGGCCAGACAAGGAUUAAUAAGAGAAAGACUCCUCUGACUGACAAUACACUCAUAGAGCAGCAUCUUGGACAAUACGGGAUCAUCUGUUUGGAGGACCUUAUACAUGAGAUCUAUUCUGCCGGAAAGAACUUCAGGGUGGCAAACAACUUCCUUUUGCCGUUCCAUUUGUCAGUACCAAGACAUGCUGCUAGAGAUAAAGUUGGAUUAAUGAAAGAUGUUGGAGACCCUGGACCCAGAGCUGAGGACAUAAAUAGAGUCAUCAGGAAACUCAACUGAGCUAAUGGACACUCAUGGACUGUUGUUUUGUUGCCUUCGUCCAGAUUGUACCAAAAAAGGACACAUGUAAACAAUCUGACUGUAAAAUUUAUUGUGCAUUAUUUUUAUUAAACAAUUCAAAGUUU